ACCUGUCAUAAUGCUAACAGCCACAGAGCUUCUCCCCGUAUAGAGCUCUGCAUUCACCCAAACGAUGCAGACCAGAGGCCACUUUGCACUCGUCUUCACGUUUCUCUUUUGACCUAUUGGGGAGUAACUGUGGUCGGGUUUACAUUUAUUUACUAGAGUUUAAUUUGCUUUGGUCAGCGAUGUCACAUAUGUUGCAGGCGGCCGAACGGGUGAAAUGGAGCAAGGAGGCUGCCCUUAAAAAAACUGCCUUCCUUCUGGCUGCAGCGUAUGGAGUGAAGCUCGUGUACCCCAUCCUCUGCAGGCAGCUCCGGCGAAAGGACAGGAGCCCCUGCAGGCAUGCACUUAGCGAGCUCGCCGGCGGUACUCCUACUCACACCUCCCCGGCCAUCAAUGCGGAAUUCUACAGACAGCUGCUCGAGCUCAGGAAAAUCCUAUUCCCCAAAAUGGUGACAAAGGAGAUAGGGCUGCUCUCCGUUCACUCAUUGGCUUUAAUAUCCAGGACGUUCCUGUCUGUUUAUGUUGCAGGUUUGGACGGGAAAAUAGUAAAAAGUAUUGUGGAGAAAAAACCAAGGAGCUUCCUGGUGCAAUUGAUGAAAUGGCUUCUCAUUGCCAUCCCGGCCACUUUUGUGAAUAGUGCAAUACGCUACUUGGAGUGCAAGUUGGCGCUGGCCUUCCGCACUCGGCUAGUGGACCACGCUUACGAGACCUAUUUCGCAGAUCAGACUUAUUAUAAAAUCAUUAAUAUGGACGGCAGGCUGGCCAACCCCGACCAGUCCCUGACCGAAGAUAUUAUGAUGUUUUCACAGUCAGUGGCCCAUUUGUAUUCUAACCUUACCAAGCCCAUAUUAGAUGUAGUAUUGACCUCUUACACACUCAUCCAGACUGCUAGGUCAAGAGGAGCUAAUCCCCUGGGGCCUACGCUUCUAGCUGGAAUGGUAGUUUACGCAACAGCCAAAGUGCUGAAAGCAUGCUCUCCUAAAUUUGGCAAACUGGUGGCUGAAGAAGCGCAUAGAAAAGGUUACCUGCGCUAUGUCCAUUCUAGAAUCAUAGCCAAUGUCGAAGAAAUCGCGUUCUACAGAGGUCACAAGGUAGAAAUGACAAAACUUCAGAAAAGUUAUAUGGCUCUGGCAGAUCAAAUAAAUCUUAUUCUUUCCAAACGUCUUUGGUAUGUAAUGAUAGAGCAAUUCUUGAUGAAAUAUGUAUGGAGUGGCAGUGGCUUAGUAAUGGUUGCUGUUCCCAUAAUCACUGCAACAGGCUUUGCAGAUGGAGAAUUAGAAGAUGGACAGAAACAAGCAAUGGUGAGUGAACGUACUGAAGCUUUCACUACAGCCAGAAAUUUAUUGGCUUCAGGAGCUGAUGCCAUUGAAAGAAUAAUGUCAUCGUACAAAGAGGUCACAGAAUUAGCAGGUUACACGGCAAGAGUGUACAAUAUGUUUAUGGUCUUUGAUGAAGUUAAGAGAGGAAUAUAUAAAAAGUCUUUAAUUCAGGAAACGAUGCAAACUGAAGAUAAUAAAGGAAGAACAGGAUUGCACAUCGAUGGACCUUUGGAAAUUAAAGGUAAAGUAAUUGAUGUUGAUCAUGGGAUCAUCUGUGAAAAUGUCCCUAUCAUUACUCCAAAUGGAGAUGUCGUGGUUUCCAAGUUGAACAUUAAAGUAAAAGAAGGAAUGCAUCUUCUAAUUACGGGUCCAAAUGGCUGUGGAAAAAGUUCUCUCUUUAGAAUUUUAGGUGGUCUAUGGCCUGUUUAUGAAGGAGUUCUCUAUAAACCCCCUCCUGAACAAAUGUUCUAUAUCCCACAAAGACCCUAUAUGUCUAUUGGAACACUUAGAGAUCAAGUAAUCUAUCCUGACUCUGUGGAUGAUAUGCAUGAAAAAGGAUAUCAGGACCAUGACCUGGAAUAUAUACUUGAUCUAGUUUAUCUAAAUCACAUUGCAGUAAGAGAGGGAGGAUGGGAUGCAGUUAUGGACUGGAAAGAUGUUUUGUCAGGAGGUGAAAAACAAAGAAUGGGCAUGGCAAGGAUGUUUUACCAUAAACCCCAAUAUGCAUUGUUGGAUGAAUGCACAAGCGCUGUUAGUAUUGAUGUGGAGGGAAAAAUAUUUCAAGCUGCAAAAGAUGCUGGAAUAAGUCUUCUUUCAAUAACACAUCGGCCAUCACUAUGGAAGUAUCACACGCAUUUGUUGCAGUUUGAUGGAGAAGGUGGUUGGCGCUUUGAAGAACUGGAUACUGCUACACGUCUAUCUUUAAGUGAAGAAAAACAGAGACUUGAAUCUCAACUUGCUGGAAUUCCUAAAAUGCAACAGAGACUAAAUGAACUUUGUCAAAUUUUAGGAGAAGAUUCAGUGCUUAAAACAAUCCACAAUAACACAUAAUUGUAUUGUGUCAAUUCAUAAAAUCUAAUUUGAACAAAUUUACUUUUUAGUAAACUAUGAGCCCAUGGUGUGCAAAUGAGAAGUCUGCAUGCAUGGAUUGUCACCAAAUCUGUUUGGCAAAAUAUUAAUAAAAAUAUCACUAUUGUCCUUAUGAUUCAGCAAUGCUUCAGAGAUAAACACACAGCAAUUACCACAACCCUCUGCUAAUGAUACAAAUGCGUUAACUGCACCAAGUACGGUAAGUACAGUGGUCUAGAAUAAAUCCUAGUUACUCUAUUAGCAUGACGUAUGUCAUAAACAUCUCACUCUUAUCACAGACCAUUGAUUUAACCCCUUAAGGACUGAUAUAAUUGUACAAGUUCUGAUAAGAUCAAAACGUAAACAAGAUCUGGAAUUUGCGCUUUAUGUCUGUUCAACCGUA
Pelobates fuscus (common spadefoot toad) is the source of this 2787-nucleotide messenger RNA. It is a transcript of the gene ABCD2, whose product is annotated as ATP binding cassette subfamily D member 2. The record is from RefSeq and is a predicted model, not a curated record. Lineage: Eukaryota; Metazoa; Chordata; Amphibia; Anura; Pelobatidae. Gene Ontology annotation, molecular function: ABC-type transporter activity; ATP binding; long-chain fatty acid transmembrane transporter activity. The transcript has 10 exons. Bases 180 to 2366 code for a protein of 728 amino acids. Gene Ontology annotation, cellular component: peroxisomal membrane. Gene Ontology annotation, biological process: fatty acid beta-oxidation; peroxisome organization; long-chain fatty acid import into peroxisome.